CUCCUGUCAACCCUGCCUUACCUACACACCAAAACUUCAUCCUUUGACCACAUCCGCAGCCUCAGACCGACGCUCAUCCACGCUGCAUGAGUCGACCCAAGGCUUCAUCCGCAGGCUUUCAAAGCUAACUUCCAUCGUUUCCUCUCGCCCGUCCUUCACUCGUUGUCGCUCCAGCCAUGGAUGCCACCACUCCCACCGAAUACCCCGCCGAUUCGGCAUACAGCCCUCACAUCGUCAAUGACCAAGACCAGCCCCCAGAAGACACUACCGCGAUCCAGAGCGGCCAUCAAUCCCAGACUUCCACUGUUACCGCAACCCCGCCGAUGGACAGUGACUCCAAUCAGAGAUAUAACUCUCCCAGCCUUUACCAACAGCCGACGUCAAGACCUGGUUCUGGAAUGGGCGGACAUCAACAAACACAGUAUCAAGAGAACCGACAGCCACAGCCGUCCAGCAAAUCCAGUGUCGUUAUCAAAGUUGGAAUGGUCGGAGAUGCUCAGAUAGGGAAGACAAGUCUGAUGGUCAAAUACGUCGAGGGUAGUUGGGAUGAAGACUACAUACAAACAUUGGGCGUGAAUUUCAUGGAAAAGACCAUCUCGAUACGCAACACAGAAAUCACCUUUUCGAUUUGGGACCUCGGUGGCCAACGAGAGUUUGUCAACAUGCUCCCCCUUGUCUGCAACGACGCCGUCGCCAUCCUCUUCAUGUUCGACUUGACGCGGAAAUCAACGCUCAAUAGCAUAAAAGAGUGGUACAGACAGGGUAGAGGCUUUAACAAGACUGCCAUCCCUUUCUUGAUCGGUACAAAGUACGACCAUUUUGUUAAUUUCCCAAGGGAGGAUCAAGAGGAGAUCAGCAAUCAGGCCCGAAGAUUCGCAAAAGCUAUGCGCGCCAGUCUCAUCUUCAGCAGCACCAGCCACAGCAUCAAUGUCCAAAAGAUCUUCAAAAUAGUGCUCUCCAAAGCUUUCGAUCUGAAAUGCACAAUUCCGGAGAUUGAAAACGUGGGCGAACCGCUGCUACUGUAUCAGUCGGUCAACUGAUGUGGGCGUUCCUCCAUUGUACUUCACUCCCGGAGCGACGCAAAGCGCCCCUGUAGCAGCAACCCGAGCUUUAUUCUCUUGAGAUGUACUAGACGACUUUGAUACGGACGAAUGAUUCUCGACUGUGCAAUGCGAAAUGGGAUCUAUUCAUGAGAAGAAUUGAACACGUCCACAAAAGCCAACUCCACGCCACACCUACCCUCGAAACAUCUUGGGCCAAUGUCAGCACCUCAUCGGACACCAACUCGAUGAGGCUGCCCGGCUCUCAACCUGUAUUCUGUCUGUUCCCGCCCGAUUGUCGGGCAUAUUGUCGAAAUCUCUUCUUGGCUCCAGCAGUGGCGUUGAUGGAAGUAGCUAUCAUGUUCAUGUCUUGCGACCAGAGCUCCUUGCAGGAGUCCCCUUUCUGCCUUUCUCUACGGUGUAGGAAUAAGCAGAGUGGAAUGUGGGCUAUAUUCUUGGUCGGUAGAAUUCACUUAGGGGAGAGAUGCAUGAGGGACCCUGAGCGAGGGAAUAACGCGUAUUUCUUUAAGCGAUGAGGAUGUUCAAAGAGUAUUAGUUUAGUCCAGAGACCACUCGCGUGGUCAAAACCGGUCAAUGACCCCAGAAUGAAUCUGAAUGAGCAAAAUGCC
Cladophialophora immunda is the source of this 1669-nucleotide messenger RNA. RefSeq names its product septum-promoting GTP-binding protein 1. Gene Ontology annotation, cellular component: spindle pole body. Gene Ontology annotation, molecular function: GTPase activity; GTP binding. Gene Ontology annotation, biological process: regulation of exit from mitosis. Lineage: Eukaryota; Fungi; Ascomycota; Eurotiomycetes; Chaetothyriales; Herpotrichiellaceae. Bases 177 to 1040 code for a protein of 287 amino acids. The record is from RefSeq and is a predicted model, not a curated record. The transcript has 3 exons.